Molecule: messenger RNA, 3429 nt
Organism: Siniperca chuatsi (mandarin fish)
Lineage: Eukaryota; Metazoa; Chordata; Actinopteri; Centrarchiformes; Sinipercidae
Product: SLC35A4 upstream open reading frame protein-like
Exons: 3
Coding region: 305-613 (102 amino acids)
Source: RefSeq, a predicted model, not a curated record
CAGUGUCAUUCAACAGCCAUCAAUUAGCGUUAGCUGCCAACGAGUUUGCAGGCUAUCGUAACGUAGCAAUCUGGUGUUGUUUAACGUUAAGCUAACUGUCGACUAGUUGACUAACUAUCUUAAUUACGCUAGAUUUACUGGGGGUGUUUUAAACAGAUUUAAAGUGCUGUGAAAUAAUUAAACAUAAGCUGUUAAAAGAAGAGUCAACUGAUGGCUAACUGCUAAUGUAACGCUAAAUUAGCUUACUUAAUAGAUGGCUAACGUUAGCUAACUUAGUAAGAAAAACUGAAAAGUCUGUCUGCUAAUGAGACCAACGAGUCCUCUGAGCCAGCUCAAGGACCUGGUGGAGCUGAAGGACCAGCUGGAAGACAUUCAGAAACGGGUGGAGGAUGAAAUACAGGCUGGGGUUCCUCCAGGAGGCAGUCUACUGGCUUCUCCUUUCCUGAAGGGUUUCCUGGCGGGGUACAUUGUUGCAAGGCUACGCUCUUCAGCGUUGAUGGGUGUUGCUGUAGGAACAUGUACAGGAAUCUAUGCAGCACAAAAUUAUGCUGUUCCCAACAUUGAAAAUACUGUCAAAGACUACAUACGCAGCCUGAGAGGAGGACGCAAAUGAAAAGAGCGGAGGAAAAGUAAGAAGACAAGAAAGGAGGGAGGAGGAAGAGAGACAUCUACAAGAAGAGGGUGCGAAAACUGUUGCAUACAGGAACAGAUAUGUAUUUCAAAAGUUAAAAACUUUUCAGUGGUUAUUAUUUUCACUUUCCACAUAGAUGAGUAAAUCGGGAAAUGAAAUAGAAAGCCAACUUAUGGAGUAAGGUGAAACAGUGUCUUUUCGUUAUUAUUUUUUUUUUCAGUUGAAGCGUAUUCAUCUGAACUAUAUGAGUGUUUAGAUUGGGUAACUGAAAUACAUUUUGUAAUAAAUUGGGCACAUUAACAUGCAUGUGGAAACAAUUACAAUUCAGUUAAUUUAAACACAGGAGACCCAAUUUUUCUUUCCAAUAUGGUCAAUGUUUGAAAUUUAGACAAACUGCUAUAUAUAAUAUAAAUCAUUAUAGCUGAUAUAAUUUAUUUCUGACCUCAACCAUAGGCCACCUGAAACCUCAAUAUGUGCUUUCUGAAGAUUUAUUGAUACAUAAUGAGACCAACCAAUAUCCACAUGUGCAGGCCAGUUGUGUUGGCUAUUUCACCUCCUUUCUUAAGGAGAGUCUCUACAGAGAAACACACCACAUCUCUUUUGCUGUUCAGACAGAUAGAGAAUAUUGAGUUUUUUUACAAGAGGAACUCUGCACACAGUGUGCAGUGGUUUAGAGGUUUUGCGUGUAUAUGUAAAGGCAUGUGAGUCUUCUGCCCUCUAGUAAUCAGAAAUCAAUUAUAGCAGCUUUAACGAAUAUGCAUUCUUUAGCUCAGGGGUUGCUAGCGCAUGUAAAAUUUGUUUCACCUCACAUCUUAUGGUGCUCUUUAGUGUAAAACCUGUCAAAACCUUUCAUUGGUCUUAUUAGUUUUCACAUUGUCGGCAAGUGGCAGAGCAAAGUCUGUGGUGUGAUGUGUCUUUGCCCCCUCAUGUGAUUAUAUGUAUGUUUUUCACUUGGUAAAACAUUUCUGUUUUUAAAUUAUAGUCAUAUAAAUAUAUGUAGUCAUGAAAAAUAACUUAAGGAACACUUUUCAGAGACCUCAUGUUUAUAGUUGUAAAAUUUACUAAAAAAAUGACACACUCAUUCAAAAAUAAGGAAAUGUAUGUAAUAUUUCUCUAUAUAUUCCACCUCACACUGCUAAAAAAGUUAUUCAGACUUCAGUCUGCAAGAGCUGGAUAACACAGACCAGGGCUAUUCAAUUACAAAUUCAAUUGGGCCAGUUUUUAAAACCUUGUAAUGUAGAUGGGCAAGACAUUUUCAGCACCCUAUUUAAAAGCUUUUUUUUUCUUUUCUUUUUUUUUUUUCAAAUUUUAAACAAAUGCAAAGGAAUGUAGUAAAAGAAAUAGCAGGCGUUUGGCGAUGGCGGUAAAAUAAACAAAUACUUGCCAGUCCAGACAGGGUUAAACUGAUAGUUUUCACUGUCAAAUUUCAGGGUUGACAGGACAGACAUAUUUUCAGUAGAGCACUUCCCUACUUGUGACUGUCAAUAGCCAGAUGUUUUGAAAAGCUACUACGCGUGGUCAGAACUCACAUGAGAAAACGUUGAUUUGUGAAAGAUAUGACUGGCAGCGUCGCUACAUCCGUAAACGUCCUGCCCGAUCGUUACUGCGCAUGUGGAACUCAACAGAGAUGAGAAGGAAGCGAGAUGGCUCACUCGCUACUUUCAUACACUAUAUAUGUAGUUUACUUAUUUUGCCAUAUAUCAGAUUUAUGUAUGCUGGGCCACUCGGAGGUUGCUUCUGGGCCGGAUCUUGCCCGCGGGCCACCAAUUGAAUAGGCCUGCAGUAGACUAUCAAAUGAAAAUGUACGCCAAAGUAACAUUUUUAUUUAAAGAUGUAGUUUUAAUUGCACUUGGGAGUUUUAAUAAAACAGGGAAGUGUGUGUUAAAGUAUUUUAUGUAAAAUAUAUAUUAAGAGUGCCUGCUCUGGACUUGAUAUUAUCAUCUCAUGCCAUGUGUGCAAUAGCCUUUCCUGAUGGGAUUUGGCUGCCUCUUUCAUAUGCUGGAGACUAGUGGAUGUUUUGCACUUGUAUAAUUUUAAGGAUUUAAAGCUGUUACUUUGUCAUGCAAAUAAAAAAGCAAGCAGUGAUUUUGUUUGCACAGAAAAAUACCUGAACAGUAGCAAACUUGAUAAUAUGUUAGUAUGAAUUUUUUAUUUUGCUGGGCAACUAUUUCACUUAGGUGGAUAACCUGGAAAUGUACACAUGACUUUAACUUUGUUAACUUAUGAUUUAAACCCACAAAUAGGGUUUAAAUGUAAAACUUCACUAAGAUGGUUUUCACAUGACAGCAACAUUAGUUACCCCAGGUACUGUAUUGCUGCCAUUGAAAUUACCACACAGUGCUUAUGUACACACUCAGGCUAUUAACAGGUAUUAGACCAAAAAGCCAUAAAAGAGAAACGUAUUUGACAUCAGAUUGAGAUUGUGCUCAUUUAGUUUUUACUUUAACUGAAAAGUGUAUUAGAAAACUAUGUGUACUGUAUGUUUGGUAACUGGAAACCAGAAACAACUUGUGCCUAUUGACAAUCAUUGUGUUGCUGUCUUUGUAUUGCAUGCUCUUAGUUUCUUAACUUCCUGUCUAUUAUGUUUUUGCAUGUUUUCUCUUGUUUUUUUUUCUCCUUUCUUUAAACACUUGAUUUUCUGCGGAAUAUAGAAUAUGACGGGUCCAUUGAUGGUGUUUUAAUUCACUGGCUAAUGUAACUGUCUCGUCAUCAUAGGUUUUCACUCCUGCACAUUAAUGCAGAAGUAUUCAACUUAACAGUUUGUGAUAUUGUAAAAUAAAACCAAAAAAAAAAAACUG